AAGGGAAAUGCAAGCUUGACUAGACUGAGCCGAUAGCCCAACACGGCAACACAACUAAGCUCCGGUCCGGUGAGACGGUGAACUGAUUCGCUAUGCAAACGCUACUUUUGCCGGCUGCUCGCUCCGGCGGCGCACUGCCCCCUUUACCGAUGGUCUCACCGGUGGCGUCGAAACCCUCGCCGCUCAAUCUUCUCCACCACCCCAAAAGUUCCCCACUUCGUCUCUCGUUAACACACACACCAACUGCCUUACAGACUCAACAUUUGCUCUCCCCGCCGCAUCUAACUCUCAAUUACAGAAGGUUUACAGUCCUCGCCGCGACGAACGCUUAUCCGAGCGACGAUUCCGAGAAAGCGAAGCUCGCUCAGGUGGCUAAGAGAUUGGAGAGUACUUCAAGGUAUUUCAAGAAAUUGGGAGGUUUUGGGUUUUGGGGGCAGCUGGUUUGCACAGUUGUUGCGGCUGGGAUCCUCUCGUUAUCUGCUGCUAUUACCGGGAAGAUCACAUCACCCUUUACAUUUUACUCGACUGCUGCUGGAAUUGUUGCGGCUUUUGUUUCCGUUUUCUGGUCUUUCGGUUAUCUUCGUUUGUCUGAGAAGCUUAAGAAAACAGCUAAUGAUCCUUCAAAGGCUCCUCCUCGUGCAGAUGUGGUGAAAAGCUUGAAAAAUGGGAUCGGGUUGAACCUUUUUGGAAUGGGUGCCACUGUAAUUGGCAUGCAGGCCACAGUAGGUUUGUUGGUAGCCAAGGCCAUUACCACCUCGGCUAACCCAUAUUAUCAGGGUGGCAGUACCCCUUUGGUGGCACUCGACGUGUUUUUGGUACAGGCAUCGGCAAACACUAUACUCUCACACUUUAUUGGGUUAUUAUUCUCGUUGUUACUCUUGCAUUCAGUGACAUUAUCGCCAACAGAAGGCAUCCCUGUUCCUAAGGUUGCAUAAGUUGUUAAGAUUGUAACAUGGUGGUCAAGAUUUGAAAAUAACAUUUUAGUUCCUUGAGCCAUUUUGGUUGUAUUUUCUUAGUCAGGUGUUGAGGUUCAGGUUUCUAUCUUUUUCCAGUUUAUAAUGGCCUGUUACAGGCAAAAUUCUGCCCAAAA
Messenger RNA from Ipomoea triloba (trilobed morning glory), 1090 nucleotides. RefSeq names its product protein TIC 21, chloroplastic-like. Lineage: Eukaryota; Viridiplantae; Streptophyta; Magnoliopsida; Solanales; Convolvulaceae. The record is from RefSeq and is a predicted model, not a curated record. Bases 93 to 935 code for a protein of 280 amino acids. The transcript is spliced from 4 exons.